AUGGCGUGGGGACCUGUUCAACUUAAUUCACAUAUCUCAUCUAUCUGGUGCAACUUUUACAGAAAAAGCAAAUUACAAGUUGCCCAAAAAAACUUGAAACCUUCAAGAGAGCUAGCAAUGAAAGUUUUAGAGCCUUUUGUUUCUGCUGCGGUGGUUUUGCAAGACUCAAUCAAACUUCUCCCCAAAAAUGGGAAGCUCAUAGCAUUAACCAUUACACCUGCUCUUCUUUUCUCCUCCCUCUUCUUCUUGGUUUUCAAUUUCUCCUGCAAAUCAAUGUUAAGCGACAUGCUCAUGAGGCAGUCUUUCAUACCUUUAACCAGCACCAAUAGAGCUGAUUUCUUGACCAUACUCGCCCGUCUCAAAGAAGAUUUCGGCCUCUGGCAAGUUGUUGGUGCUACUUUGAUUCUUGCCUACUGUAUCAUCUCCCUCUUCUCCAUAAUUUCAACCAUUCUGGUGUCUGCCAUUUCAUACACUGAAAGGACAUUAAGCACCAAGGACUUUAUUUUACUUGUACUGAGAUCCUGGAAAAGGGCGUUGAUAGUCGGAUUUUACGGUACCAUGGUUCUUGAUGUGGGCUACAUUUACUGUCUUUUUGCUUUGGCUCGCCCUGGAAGUUUGUAUUUUGGGUCUGUUGCCUUCUUUACCUUUUACUUAGCGUGCAUUGUUUUCUACAAUAUCGUUUAUUUACACACAUCGGUCUUCUGGGCUUUGAGCAUAGUGAUCUCAGUGAUGGAAGAAAAUUGUUACGGGAUUAAGGCAGUGAAAAAAGCAACAGAACUCAUCCAGGGAAAAUCGAUUCUGGGUUACAUUUUGAAUACGAUAUUUGCCGUGCUAUCUGUGAUUCUAUUUCAAGGGUUCAGGGUUAUUAGAGGACACAAAUGGUUGGUAAAUGAGACAUUUUUUUGGUUGUUUCUGGUGAAUUUCUCGUGUUUAUUAAGGUUGUUGAAUGUUGUGGUGUUCACAGUCCUCUAUUUUGAGUGUAAAAAGAACCAUGGUGAAGAGACCGUUGAUCUUCUAGCAGCAGAAGAGUAUGCUGAAAUAUCUUCUAUGCCACUUGCUGAUGAUAUGCCAUAA
Messenger RNA from Coffea eugenioides, 1074 nucleotides. RefSeq lists its product as uncharacterized. The transcript has a single exon. The record is from RefSeq and is a predicted model, not a curated record. NCBI's taxonomy places the organism in Eukaryota, Viridiplantae, Streptophyta, Magnoliopsida, Gentianales, Rubiaceae. The coding region runs from base 1 to 1074 and encodes 357 amino acids.